AUGCUGCUCUCAGCCUCUGUCGCGGCUGCGCUAGCCGCUUCAGCUUCGGCGCAGCUCAUCUGGAACGCAAGAAGCAAUGCGCCGACAAGUCCACAUGCAAUCACAGUUGAUGACCAUACCAGCCAUCAUGACACGCACCAGCGGCCAAUGGGCACUGGCGACCACCAAACGGCCCAUGGCUCGGCGCCGUUCAAGACGGGCCAGUAUACCCUCAAGGCACAGGACAACAAGACGUGUCCCACGCACGGAGAGUCUCAGUGGACCGGCACAGUCGAUGUUAGCGAUGCGCAUCGCCUGUUCUUCUGGUUCUUCGAGAGCCGCAACGACCCUGCCAACGACCCCAUCAUCGUCUGGAUGAACGGUGGUCCCGGCGGGUCGUCCAUGGUUGGCCUCUUCAACGAAUUGGGCCCCUGCAUCUUCGACUUGGACUCGGCUGAGCCGAGCGUCAAUCCGUGGGCGUGGAACAACAACGCGUCGCUGCUGUUUCUCGAUCAGCCGGCCGGCGUGGGCUUUGCGUCCUUGGCUGAGGGGGCGCCCAUGCCUGCAGCCGACUUGGACGGCGCGGAGAGCUUCCAGUCGUUCCUCAACAUUUUUUUCGGCGAGAUAUUCCCAGAGAAGGCGGGCUUGCCCAUCCACCUGGCGGCCGAGUCGUACGGGGGACACUACGGACCGGUUUAUCUGAAGCACAUCCUCGACUCGCGCGCAUAUGACUCCAAGUCGGCAUUCCGGGGCAACAUUACGUCUCUCAUCCUCGUCGAUGCUCUACUUGACUGGACAGGCAACGCCGUCGGCACGUAUGAGCUCUUGUGCUCCGACUUUCGCGGCCGGGACAUCAUUAACGCAACGGCGUGCGACAAUAUUCGCCAUGCGAUCCCCGAGGUGGAGCGAUUGGGCAUGUCGUGCGAUCUGAGUCAGGACGGGCACGAGUGCGUCGCCUUGGACGAGCAGUACAUGGGGCAGAUCGACGUAUACUACCGCGAGCUCAUCAACUCCGGAAAGCGCAGUCCGUUUAACAUCCAUCAAGAAUGCCCGAACCUGCCGCUCUGCUACCCCGGCAAGGGCGACUUCACGCGGUACCUCAACCAGGAGCACGUCAAGGCGGCGCUCGGCUUCCCCUCGUCCUUCGUGUACAGCGGCAUCAACCUGGCGCUCAAUGACGCGUACGUGCGCGGCCACGACCCGCUCAAGCCGACUACGCGCGAGCUCGCGGCCGUGCUGGACGCGUACGAGCAGCCCGGCCUGGGGAGCGACAUCCGCGUGCUGGUGCUCAACGGCAACGAGGACUACAUCGUCAACACGCCGGGGCAAAAGUUCAUCUACGACUACCUCGUGCGCUGGAGCGGGCAGGCCGACUAUCGGCUCGCGCGCUGGAGGGAGCUUCCGCGGGAGCUGGCGGCCGAGGGGUUCUGGAAGGGAACUGACGAUGGAAGUCGCAAGGUCGCCUGCGACCACACCCAGCCCGUGUGCAACCGCUGCCGCGCCACCGGUCGCGAGGGCGAAUGCACCUACACCAUCUCCAGCUCGAGGCCAGUCCGAGCUUGGGCCGUCGGCUCGGCACGACCCGUCGCAGGCGAACGCCCUCGCCAGAGCCUGAGCCAGAGCCUCAGCCAGGGUUCACCAAGCACAGGCGCGGCAGAGGCAAGGCCUGCAGCACAGCCGCGCGCCUCGCUCCUCCCGACCGCUGGUUUCCCGGAUGGGCCCCCUUCGGAUGUGGUGACGCCCUCGCCCAGCUCCGAGGAUCAGGCAUCCGGUCCGCCUUCGGCGCGGCCAGGGCCCGGCUUCUUCGGCAUCCUGAGCCACUCGGCCGUGUACGAGGAAACAAAGAACACCCUGUCGCUACUGCAAGGUUUCCGGCCGUGCCUCCCCGGCCACGGCGACGCCGCGCAAGCUCAGUUUCGUGAUCCGUCCCAGGUGCUAUCAUCGCCAGUGCGGGAGAUGUGCAUGGUCGUCUUGCGAAGCAUUCCUUGCCCUCCCCAGGGCCACAUCUCCCUGCGCAUGUCGCCGCACCCGUACGAUGGCUGGGCGCGCGUGGCCGCUCAGCGCGUGCUUGCAGGUCUUUACGAGCGCUUCGGGUCGCACCUCGGCACCAACCGAACGAAUGCCCAGCUCGAGGAGAUGGCCCUGUUCCUGAGCAGAAACACUGCGAGGCCGUUCAACGACAAUGAGCCGGACCCGGACCGAUGGAUGGGCCAAUUCUCCGGCCAAAACCUGCGAUGGGAGUCUUUGGGCCUGCUGUUCACAUUCAGAGAACUGGGUGGCGAGCCCCUAAGCGACGCGGACCACGACAUUGAUCAGUUUACCUGUGGGCUGACCAAGCACUGGCCUGAAGUUGCCCAGGUAUGCCUCGGGCUCUGCGUCGACCUCACGCGGAGGUUUUCGGACGGGAAUAGUCUGCUUUUGCAGCUGUGCAUCAGGAGGACUGUGGCCGAAUCGAUAUUGUCCGGCGACGCAAGCGCCUCUACUUGGAGAUGUCUCGCAGAAUCCGUCUCCCUCAUGACUUUCUUGGGUCUUCAUGACGAGACAGAGAGCCCCGACUAUCGUCCGACGCUGAGUUCAGAAUCGAGGCGACGGAUUGCCGCCCACGUCUUCAUCAUGGACAAAGUUGUCGUCUUGUUCACCGGUCGGCCGCCCCUAAUUGGCCAUCGUUAUGCGUCCACACCGCUGCCGCUAGAUCUCCCAGACCAAGUUCUUCUCGCCGGCGACGAGGCCAUAGCCAGAGCCUCGGAGUCUCUGGACGAGAGGGGCUGGAACACAGAAGGUGGUCUGUACUCAUCGACCAGCCUCCGAUCUCGUUUGAUGAUUGCUUUGAUCCGUGACGAGCUCAUUGAGAUUGCUCUGGGGCGGUGGAAGCAGACGCCCUUUGAGAAGCUGCAGGCCAUCAAAGAGCGGCAAUUACAGACAAUGGCAGAGUUCCCGCUUUCCCUCAUCUACCAGCCUGGGGAGCUCGACUCUCGCUCAUCAAGCCCCGGAAGGGUAUACGCCAAGCUUCUGAUACAACUCGAGCAUUUGCAGAACCUCUUUGUGGCGGAUCGGUUGCUGCUGAGGAGAGGAGAUCUCGAUCAGGGUGACUUGCUAUUGACAAGCUUCGAGAUGGUCUCGUUGACGCUGCUGUUUUGGACGAACAAGGACAGGUUCGCCCUGGCACGGCCGGACUUCGCCUGGCUAGUCAUGGCCUAUGCCACGCCCGCAGGCGGCAUCCUGUGCAUGGAGCUGCUCAACCCGUCCUUCACCGGCGCGCACCCGCGCAACGCCAAGAUCACGCGCUCGAGCAUCAUCCAGAACCUGAGCUUGCUCAUCGGCUUCCUGGACUGGAUCGGCACGGGCGCCGCCAACGGGAACCUGUGCGCCAACUGCAGCGCCGUGAUCCAGCAUGUGCUCGACCACACGCUCAAUACAACGGGAUCCAGCAGCUGGCCACCCGAGGCCUUGGACGCGAUGCAGCUCGACUUUAACUUUGAGCUGUUUGACACGUUUGAGUGGCUGCGCACGGAUUUGUCGAAUGAGUAG
This is a messenger RNA of Purpureocillium lilacinum, 3507 nucleotides long. RefSeq lists its product as uncharacterized. Gene Ontology annotation, molecular function: DNA binding; DNA-binding transcription factor activity, RNA polymerase II-specific; zinc ion binding. Lineage: Eukaryota; Fungi; Ascomycota; Sordariomycetes; Hypocreales; Ophiocordycipitaceae. Gene Ontology annotation, cellular component: fungal-type vacuole. Gene Ontology annotation, biological process: regulation of DNA-templated transcription; proteolysis; DNA-templated transcription. The record is from RefSeq and is a predicted model, not a curated record.